Messenger RNA from Coccidioides immitis RS, 612 nucleotides. RefSeq lists its product as uncharacterized. The transcript has 3 exons. The record is from RefSeq and is a predicted model, not a curated record. Lineage: Eukaryota; Fungi; Ascomycota; Eurotiomycetes; Onygenales; Onygenaceae. The coding region runs from base 1 to 612 and encodes 203 amino acids.
AUGGCUUCGACAACUGACCAGACUGGGUCUGAACAUCAAGUACCCUCAAACAAGAAAAUGAAGACACAAGCCAAAAGAAAGACUCGAAAGCGAGCAGAUAGUGCUCAGAAGUAUUCUACCCCAAAAUGGGAGGGAAAUAAUAAACAUACUGGAUUUGUCAAUCAGAAUGAAAUGUCCCAUGUGGCACUAUAUGACAUCAACGAAGGCGUCAUUGUGGAUGAAAACGGGUACUAUUGGCAUAUGGGAUAUACUGGGUACGGCUUCCAAGAUGGAGAGGAAGUCGCCAGCGGCUGCCCCGGGCCAUGUUGCUGUGCCGACUGCCAGAAAUACUAUGGAUUCUACCCGGCUAAUCCGGAACCUUGUUAUGCAUGUUGGCCGCAUGAAUUCUACGCUCCCGUGUUCAACAACAAUGCGUUUAUGGUUCCGGUAACAGCUAUUGGAGGAUCACGUCUUCGCGCUGAAGCACCUGAAUUUGUUCCUGCAUAUCAAUCUUUUUCGUCAGGCGAUAGUGAAGUUGCAAUUCAAGUCGAUACACUGGGCCGGACGGACGAUACUGCUGCUGCAGAGAGAAUGACCGAGGAACCGACGCUGAGACGCAACAUCACCAUUUAA